Lethenteron reissneri (Far Eastern brook lamprey) is the source of this 6870-nucleotide messenger RNA. RefSeq names its product polycystin-1-like protein 2. Gene Ontology annotation, cellular component: membrane. The record is from RefSeq and is a predicted model, not a curated record. Gene Ontology annotation, biological process: detection of mechanical stimulus. Gene Ontology annotation, molecular function: protein binding; calcium channel activity. NCBI's taxonomy places the organism in Eukaryota, Metazoa, Chordata, Hyperoartia, Petromyzontiformes, Petromyzontidae.
CUGGCGUAAGGAGUCCAUCACUAGAGAAUCACGACUGAACAACAAUGAAGAUGGAACAUCCAUGUGCGCUUGUCAAAAUGAUCAUUAUUAUUUUAACAUAUGAGAUAAUGUGCCCAAAAGUACAGGGGAAACCAUCCAGUGGAGUGUCCAUCACUACUUUGCAGGGAUUUAUCACCAGUGACAACUACCCGAGUCCAUACCCCAAGCACUAUGACCGUACCUGGACUAUUUCAGGCCCUUCUAUGUCCAAAGUCACAGUAAACGUUUUAGAUGUGGAAUUGAAUGUGCAAAGUGAUAACAUCUACAUUUAUGAAACGAAUACAAAUCCUCAAUUAGGGAUUUUGCAAGUAUAUUCAUAUCGAUCAUAUCAAAACACUUUAAUGAUCAGAUUUACGGGUGGCAAUAAUCCAACGCAUAGAGGCUUACAUGCUAAUUAUACUAUAAUUACACUUCUUUUGGAAGAUGACGACACAAGGCCUAUCGGAUUGGAAUCUGGUGUUAUACCAGACAGUCUUAUAACUGCCUCAUCCACAUUCGGUUCCACAUUUACACCGCAAAAUGCCCGCUUGAAUAGCACACUGGGAUACUGGAGACCACAAACUCUCAACGCCAAUGAGUACCUGCAGAUAUUGUUUGAGGCCAGGCUUUCUGUGACAGGACUGAUCUUGCAAGGGGCAGUACUGCAGGUGGCCUCACUCAAUAAGUUAACUCCCGGUUGGGUUACUGCCAUCAACAUAGCCAUCAUGGACCCAGGAACAUCAGCGUGGAAGAACACAAAUACCAUAUAUUUUACUGGCAUCGAUAACUAUCAGGACCCAAAGACCACAUUAUUUACAAAUCCCUUGCAGUGCACGGGAAUACGGAUCAAGCCCACCAACUGGCAGAGUGACAUAGCCCUGCGAGUGGAGGUUCUUUCACGCACCUCCAGAGCCAAUGCCACUAAAAUAACAUGCGUGGCGAGCAACACGAACAUGAUUGCGACUCUGAUGGCGGAAAACGUCUACAUGGGAUUUGCUUGCUACCUCUGGGACCUUGGGGAUGGUCACACAGUUGCCUAUGGUGCCGAGUUCUGUAAACGUUUGUGGCCAAACGUGGCCACGGUAAACGAAUACGCGUCAGACACUUUGACCUUCUCAUAUACCUAUUCAUCCUUUGGAAAGUAUUCAAUCCAACUCCAAGAAAUCACCGGGUUUUCCCGCAGCAGUUACAACACGACUCUGUACUUAAACAGUUAUGGCUGUACACCUUAUACGUUGAUAAUUGGAGAUGAAACGGCAAAUAAACCCAAGACGCAGUUUUUAAAAGUGCCCGAACAGUUGGAUGUGAUGGCAACUUUGAACAUGUCUUGCUUGCUCAAAUAUGAAAAUAUUCAGUACAUCUGGUCCAUCACAAACCAGCAAAAUGGGAACAUAAGAGCAAUAAAUGCAAACAAUAAUAGCUUGCAACAUUUCGAUCCCUUCUAUUUCACCCAAGGCACGUUCUUAAUACAGGUCACCGUCAAUCUCCAACCACUCGGCUUGCAAAAUUUGUUGGACAAUAUUACCCUCAUCGUUGAUGCGACUCCAUUACAAGUGCAGAUCACUGGUGGAGACACCAGGACUGUUGGCAAUGAAGCUGAUGUGCAGAUCGAUGCAUCUCUGUCUUAUGAUCCAGACGAUCCAGGCCAGAGCAACAGCGGGAUUACAUUUAAGUGGCGAUGCACCAAAGUAUCUUAUGAUAACAAAUUGACAAUCUGCACGUAUGUUGACUUGGGCGCUGGCAUCAUAUCCAUCCCUCAGUCUGAACUGCAAACAAAUUCUGUCCUACAAGUUGAGGUGACGGCAACUAAAAAUAUUCGUGUUGCAAAUAAAACACAAGUUAUUCACGUGAUAGAAGGAAAUCCUCUGGACAUAUACAUAAGUUGUGAAUAUAUUUGCAGUGAACAUGUGACCACGACGGAGCCACUUGUACUGUCAGUUGAGUGCGUCAACUGCAAUGAUGACGCCGUGUCUUACCAGUGGGAGCUGAUGUCCAGGAAUAACAUAGUCAGCAACUUCGCAGCCAUGACAUCUACCGGCACCGAGGAUGGAGGCUUGGUGGUGCUUGAAGACAUGCUGCAGAUCGGGGAGGAAUACCAGAUUAGAGUGAGAGUUGGCACUGCCAGUAGAGCUGCUGCAGAGGCCACGUACUCAUUUUCAACCAGCAUCCCCCAAAGCAAUGGCACGUGCACAUGCAACCCAGAGUCUGGUUUUGCAGCAGUGACGCUCUUCCAGCUCUCAUGCAGUGGCUGGACGAGUGAGAGUAAGUCCCGACAGCAGCUCACCUACACGUUUAAGGCCGUGUCGAACCACACCGAGUUCCUGCUCUCCAGCUCUCAGCUGAGCCAGACUCCCUCUCUGCUGCUGCCCGUGGGAGACCUCGACACCCAAGGGACGCUGGACCUCAGGGCGAGCGUGUGCAACUCCGCGGCAGCUUGUGCGUCGGCCCCCAUACAUGUGUUGGUGACACGUCCUCCAGCAGAUUUGUUGGUAAACAACACGCACGCAAUGCUAGCAUCUGGUGGCAAAAUCCAGCUCAUGGUGCAAUAUAGAAAUCCAAUUGUCUCUACAUUCAUCAGCAUUACAACAGCAGCCUUGCAAGACAUUGCCAGUGAAUAUGAUGUGACGCAGCUCACAACAGCGCUCGUAAAGGCAAUGGGCAGUACAAACAUGUCCCUCAAUAGCGCAAGCGCGAUUUUGCAAUACACUCGUGGUCUGAGCCAGAUGGCAGAGUAUUUUACAAACGAUGAUCAGAAUGUUUUGUUGGGAAGUGUUACCAAAGCACUGGAGAGCAUGGAUAGUCUGACAACUGGGAAAAGAUCCGUAAUGAAAGUAACCAAAGAUGCUUUCUCCGUGUGCACAGCGGUAAUCGAGAAAAUGCUUGCAGAGCAAAGUAGCUUGGACAGAAAUAGGACAAAGAGGUCCUCAGCUUACACUCAGGCGUAUACACUCUUUGACAGUGUUUACCAAACAAUGCUUUUGCUGGGAACGCUGCAAAACAAGAAGUCCGAACCUGGUGAAAAAGCAGUGGGUCUCAGCUCAAGGUCUGUGUCCACAACAACCCAGAAGGUCACUGGCCAUAAAUUAUUCAACUCAUCGUGGGAGACACAAGAUGGGAGCAGCGCUUCUCUCUUUCCAAUGAAUGAUACUAAACAGUCUACAACACCUACCAUGAAAAUGAAUGUGCAGAUAUCUGCUUUCAAGGAAAAUCCAUUUGCAUGGAAUAAAGAUUCUCCUGUGAACAGUUCAGUCGUCAGCCUGCAAGUGAGCGGGGAAAAUAAAAAUGUGAACACGUUCACUUUGAUGACGGUUAGAAAUCAUAAAAUUUCAGGACCUGAAAUAAACUUUUUAGUAGAAACAAAUAACGUUUCAGCCUGUAAAUCGUUUAUCGUUAAGGACGGUGGCUUUGCAAUAAUAGUAGACAUUUCAAAUUCUCGUGAUGUCAAUGGCAGACUGGACUUAUAUUUACGUUACAAUCAAGCCCCAGCGGUUGACCUUCCAGAAUUUGAUUUUCACUUUGCCAUGGAGUCGAGAGAAGCGGCAAGGAACAAACAACGACGUGAAGGAACAGGUGAUUCUGUGAUUCAGACAGAGACAUCAUUUUUCAUCCCUAGCAAUGAAACCGAUGCUGGGAUUUAUUAUAUUUUACUCAAGAAUACUGGAAAUGAAACUGAAGGCAAUGCCACAAAUGUGAAAGUCAGAAUAUGGACAACUGCCUGCAAAGUGUGGGAUGAUGUUAAUGGCCAGUGGAAUUAUGACUUGGCACAAGUGCACCCGAACUCCACAAUAGAUAGCACUGUUUGUGUGGUUGGUGGAGGUCACAAGGCCACCACAACGAACGCCGGUCGCGAGCGAGUCUUCGUGGCGGCAGAGGUGUUGGCCCCAAACACCAUCGACUUCUCGACGGUGUUCACGAAGUUUGACCUGGUGUCAAACGGCGCCGUGUUUGCCACUGUAAUUGUGAUCAUCUUGCUCUAUCUCAUAAUGCUGCUGUGGGCAAGGAAGGCAGACAUCAAGGAUAACGAAAAGAACAGGAUGUUCUUUCUGUUCGACGUGGACGAUGAGAACCAGUGCUUGCUCGUGCUACGAGUGGCCACAGCGAAACGACAGGAUGCGGGCACGCGCUGUGGGGUCUGCUUCACCCUCUACUUUAAAGAGUUCGACACGGGGAUACGAGAGCUCGCUCACCCAGAGAUAAAGGAGUUUAAAAGAGACAGCAUAUACAACUUCCUCUUCUCUGUGCCAAAAAACUAUGGGUACCCACUGGAUGUUAAACUGUGGCUCAAAGAUGCAGAUUCCUUUGACUGUUUGUUUGUCAGUGAAAUCUCGGUACUGGACCUAGAAAAGCAGCAAGUGCAUUUCUUUUGUGUGAAUUCAAUGGAAUCAUCGGACAUGAUCAUAGGGCAUUAUGGAAAGAUAUUUCAGGUAAAAAAUGAUCACUUUUCAUUCAACAAUUCAUGGAUGGUCCAUGAAGCACUUAAGGGAAACUUUUCUGAAGGUCAUCUCUGGUUUUCCGUUUUCUUUCGCCCAUUCAAGACCAACUUCUCCCGCGUGCAGCGCAUCUCCUGUUGCGUUACGCUCCUCUUCCUCAUGAUGAUCGCCAACGCCAUGUGGUUCGGCAAGAAGCAGGCAGCCAACGAGGCGGGAGGCGGGGUCGCGGUGGGGCCGCUGUCUCUCACCGACGUCCUAAUCAGCCUCCUCGGCAGCCUGGUGGAGGUGCCCGUCAGCCUCGUGGUCGUGCUCAUAUUCCGCAACAGCCGCUCAGAGAGCGAGCGGCCUCCAGGCCAGAAGAGCUCCUGGAGGGGCCCUUGGCCCGGUGGCUGCAGAUUCGUGGGUUGGUGUCUCAUAGUCCUGACUGUCCUGAGCUCUGGCUUCUUCACGAUCCUCUACAGCAUGGAGUGGGGCUCAGAGAAGGCCAACCGCUGGCUCUUCCGAUUCCUCUUCUCUUUUGUCUUGUCAGUCAUACUGAUUCAACCCAUGAAGAAUAUCGUGUUUGCUGUGGGUCGAGUUUUAAUGUGGAAAAAGAAUGAAAAAUAUCAAGCAGACGAGAUAUUAAAACCGUACACGGAGAGUUAUGAAAUAAUGGACAGCGCUGGAAAAGAAAAACUGCAAACCAGCAAUGUACAGGAGAAGUCUUCUCCAAUCCCAAGACAAGGUGCUUCCGAAAGUAAAAGACAAACGUGUCUCAAACCGACGCACGUUUUACGCGCUCUGUACCUCGUGGCGCUGCUGUUAGCUGAAUGCUUAAUUAUAGGAGAUUAUACAAAGUCUCUUAAAACUAAUGUAGAGAAAACCUUCAUCGUGGGAAAAUUUGGAAAGGUUACCGAUGCCCAAAGCUACUGGGACUGGGUGUCCAACUCACUCUUGCCGUACAUGAAACAAACCGGCAGCAGCGCGACUACGAGCGAAGCUCCUGGAAACGAGAUGAAUCGCUUUCAUUUAUGUAUUGUUGGGCUUGUACGUCUGCAACAGCUGAGAUACACCAAGGGAUCGAGUAAGCUGAAUUUUGUGGCAAUGUUGAAAAAUGGUCAGUACAUUCCACCUGAAGAAGACACGAACAACUAUUCAAAAGCCUGGGUGAUGUCCAAUAGUACGGGUGGAGCCGAGAGAGACCAAUACUGGAUAUUCAAGGAUAUGGGAGAAGAGAUCAUCUCAAUGAAUGGUGAACGCCAGGGCAGAGGCGGCUAUUUGGUGGAGGCGGCGAAUGAUGCAGUGAAAGCAGCCGACACUGUGGCCUACCUGAGAGAGAACUCCUGGGUAGACCCACGCACGGCAGCAUUGGUCACCGAAGUCUCAGUGCUCAACGCAAACACAAAACUGGUCUGUCAUUUGACUCUGCUGCUGAUCUUCUCGUCACCUGGUGUUGCCAAGCCACAAGUCAACGCACGGGUCUUUUCCAUCCUGGAGAUCGGAGAGUUGCAGUUUAAUCUCAACCUGACUGCUUACGUCUCCAUUUUUGUCCUUAACCUGCUGUUAUUGGCGUGUGACGUUCCCAAAAUCUGUAAAGAGAGAGGUGCCUAUUUUAAAAAGGUGACACAUUUAGUAGAACUUCUGUGCUUUGGUCUAAGGAUAACCACUGCAGUGGCGUAUUAUCAGCAGACAAUGACACUUAAAGAAACCCUUGAAACAUAUACACAAGAUGGCAAUGUGACGUUUGGCAAGCUGGCCUCGCUGGACGAGCGUCUCAGGGUGGCGCUGGCGCUGUUGGUGUUCGUGGAGUCCCUCAAGGCUCUUCAGCUCCCCCUGCUCCACCGCGGAGCGAGGCGGUGCCUGGCGCUGCCUCUGCUGCACCGAGAGGCACGAGUAAAGAGCCGGCUGUUGAUGGUGGCCCUGCUGCUGGCCCUGUUGCUUAGCGCCUACAGCCUCUCUCUGCACGGACUGUAUGGCGCCCACUCCUGGGCCCACGCCUUCCAGUCCGUGACCUCUGCGCUCGUGCGCAUGUCCCGCCUGGGAGAGGCGCUUGGUGGCGGAGGGCCAUGCGCCACGCUCGCAUACCUCUCCUUCAGGCUGAUGGCCUUUCUCCUGCUCUACUUACUUAGUAAAUAGGACAUACUAUAUGUUGUCCCAUUCCUUAGUCUCCACAUUGUCGUAAUGGAUCUAGCCGUGGAGUGUAAUGGAUCUAGCCGUUGAGCGUUCGCCAGUUGAGUAAUUACCAGAAAGAGCCAUGUCACAGUGCUCAAUCCACAAUUGAGAGUUUGCAAGUUUUAAUCUUGAUGAGUAGUCUGGUAUCUAUUUGUGUUUAAAAUAUAUAUAAUCGAGAUAUAAUGUGUAUCUACGCACCGUUUACGGUGGUAUAUAACUACUAUAUGUUUUGUAUCUGUAUGGUGAUAUUUGUUGAAUAAAAUACAAACUA